AUGUCACACCCAUAUCAGUGCGUACUCCACUGCCAUCAAGCCGGUCAAGUUGAAUCCGGCAUCUUAGUUUUCGCAUCUGGACCCUAUAUUCAUACAUUGAGUGCACAGAAUGGAAGAUAUCUCUCUACAUGGCCAUCUCUUGAGAAUACAACGCAGACUCGAUCAACUGGCCAAAACAAUGGAAACGGAUUAGAAGUGGCGCAACUGAAGAGCUCACCUCAAGAUGAUUCUGAACGGCCCUCGAAGCGUCAAAAACUAUCUCCAGCAAGGGACGAGUCUUGCAGUUCCUCGGCGGAGAUCGUAGUAGCGAGAGACAGUGACAACGGAGAAUCGUCAAAUUCUCAGCAACCUUUGAAUCCACCAGUUAUUAAGCUGGCUGGUACCUCCGCCGGUCAACACGUGAUUGCCGUGACGGGCGAAGACAAAUGUAUCAGGGUAUUCGACCUGGCAGCAACUGGCAUUUUAACGCAGCUCAGUGAAAGGCAAGACACUAUGCCAAAAAGACCGUGUGCAAUAAUCUUGACACCGGAUGAUUCUACAAUCUUAUGCGCCGACAAAUUUGGCGAUGUCUACUCGUUGCCUCUUGUGGGUCAAGUAUUUGAAACAGCGACUUUCAAUGGCAUUGACGCCAACAACACGAGUCGUACGAGUGAUCAGAAGCAUAAGCAAAAGCCCUUUGCUCCUUCUGCAACUUCUCUUACUGUCCACACUAAAGGAAACCGGGAGGCGUUGCGGCAACAGCAAAAUAUCAAGAACCUCAAAGCAGAAAAGAAAGUUUCGAACCUUGAUCACAAACUUCUGUUAGGACAUGUUUCCCUUUUGACAGAUGUUGCGUGCGUAACUCUAGCCUCGCCCUCACAUAAGCCCCGGAACUACAUAUUAUCAUCAGACCGUGAUGAGCACAUUCGCAUCUCCCGUGGUGUUCCUCAAGCACACAUCAUCGAAGGAUACUGUCUUGGUCACACAGAAUUUAUCACCAAGCUGUGCGUGCCAACAGUCUACCCUCAUUUAUUAAUUUCGGGCGGAGGUGAUGACUACUUGAUAUUGUGGGAUUGGCCGGCGGGAAGGAUGUUGCAGCAGCUUGACUUGAAGAGUCUAGUUGCUAACCUUAGGAAUACUAAACUCGGAGCUGGAAAGUUGUUCAAAGGCUCUGCAAAAGUCAAGGACGCUGAGACUGAAGUAGACAUUGCACCCAGAAUAUGUGUCUCGAAUAUUCAAGCUCUUGAAAUUUACACAGAGCUAUCUGGUCAUCCGCGAGUUGAGAUCAUAGUUACAUGCGAAGGGGUUCCUGCGCUCUUCACCUUCACGCUUGGAAUGAAUGCGCAAAUGCAAUUCAGUGCAAGCAUUCACACAGAAAGCAAUGUCAUCGAUGUGACAAUUCUUCCUAACCAGAGUUCCGUUAUCUAUUCUAUGGACACUUGCCAUCAGGCCUUCUCGACAGACGCCUCAGCGGACACCGGGAAACAAGGCCCACGAAGCUUAGUGGGCUCCCUGAUUUACGAUACAGACUCCAAGACCUGGGAAGAGAACCAAGCAUUGCAGGCAAAUCUUGUCGCAGCUACGAGAGAAUGCGCAGAUAGCCAGCUACAUGUUCCCCAAGCAGGAGCAGCGAAAGGAAAGUCACUUAGAGAAUUACUUUACGGCUUGGAAAGCCUCAGAAAGCGGGGAUCAGAAAACGAAACAGAUGUGUAG
Messenger RNA from Letharia lupina, 1692 nucleotides. RefSeq lists its product as uncharacterized. Gene Ontology annotation, molecular function: protein binding; tRNA (guanine(46)-N7)-methyltransferase activity. The coding region runs from base 1 to 1692 and encodes 563 amino acids. The record is from RefSeq and is a predicted model, not a curated record. Gene Ontology annotation, cellular component: tRNA methyltransferase complex; cytosol; nucleus. The transcript has 3 exons. NCBI's taxonomy places the organism in Eukaryota, Fungi, Ascomycota, Lecanoromycetes, Lecanorales, Parmeliaceae. Gene Ontology annotation, biological process: RNA (guanine-N7)-methylation.